Molecule: messenger RNA, 1929 nt
Organism: Trichoderma citrinoviride
Lineage: Eukaryota; Fungi; Ascomycota; Sordariomycetes; Hypocreales; Hypocreaceae
Product: glycosyltransferase family 22 protein
Exons: 3
Coding region: 1-1929 (642 amino acids)
Biological process (GO): GPI anchor biosynthetic process
Cellular component (GO): endoplasmic reticulum membrane
Molecular function (GO): alpha-1,2-mannosyltransferase activity
Source: RefSeq, a predicted model, not a curated record
AUGGCCGGCCACAGACGCGCCCCCUCGGCCUCGCUCAAGGGCAAGCCGCGUCUCUCGCCCGUGCCGCUGCGCGACAUCUUCAUCAUCCGCCUCGUCAAUGCCUUGUGCCUGGCCACCUUCUUCCAGCCCGACGAGUUCUUCCAGGCGUUGGAGCCAGCGUGGCGCCUCGCCUUUGGGGCGGACAGCGGCGCGUGGCUGACGUGGGAAUGGCAUCACCAGCUCAGGUCCUCCCUCCAUCCCCUCCUCUUCUCUGCCGCCUACACCAUCGCAGACCGUCUGUCCGCCGUCCUCCCGCCAGGAUCCGCCGUCCGCUCUGCCAUUGUCAUUGCUGCUCCCCGCGUCCUGCAGGCCCUGAUUGCUGCCCUGGGAGACUGGUACACAUGGCAUCUUGCGGUCCAAGUCUACGAGUCCGAUAGAAACGCCUCCUUUUUCGCUCUCUUCAUGCAACUACUCAAUCCCUGGCAAUGGUACUGCUCCACCAGGACCUUCUCCAACUCCCUCGAGACGACUCUCACCGUCAUGGCCCUCAGCUACUGGCCCUGGCAGCUCCUCGGCGUCGCCCCCUAUUCCAUCAAGGAAAACGCCGCGCCCUUCAACGUCCUGCGCGGCAAGCUCUGGCGCCUGCGCGCGUCCCUCUGCCUCGCCGCCCUGGCCGUCGUCCUGCGCCCUACCAACGUCCUCAUCUGGCUCACCAUCGUCUUCCUUGCCCUGACUAGAAUCUCGCUGCAAGGCAACUCCCCACUGAGCCUUUCCACCGUCCUCGUGCUCUUCAGAGAGGCUAUUCUGUGCGGCUCCCUGGUGGUGGGCCUCUCCAUCCUCGCCGAUCGGCUCUACUUUGGCUUCUGGACGUUUCCGCCGUACAACUGGCUCAACUUCAACAUCUCCAAGUCCCUGGCCGUCUUUUACGGCCGCAACCCCUGGCACUACUACAUCCUCCAGGGCAUCCCUCUGCUGUGCACCACCAGCCUUCCCUUUGUCAUCCCCGCGCUCUUCAAUCCUACGUCCAAGACGCCUUCCCAGGCCAACAUCCUCCGAACGCUCUCUUGCACCGUCCUCGCCACCGUCGUCGCCCUCUCUCUCAUCUCCCACAAGGAGGUCCGCUUCAUCUACCCUCUUCUCCCCGUGCUGAGCGUCCUCGCCGCCCCCCGCGCCGCCUCCUUCUUCACCACCGUCCCCAAGACGAGCCCCCCGCCGUCCAUCUCCUCCGCAGCCCAGAUCUCCGCGCCGCCUCAACCUCCCCCCUCCUCCUCCUCAGGAACCAAAUCCCCCACCGUCCGCCGCGCUCGCCUCCGCAACAAGCCCCUCCUCCUCACGGCCCUAGGCAUCAACGUCCUCCUCGCCGGCUACCUCUCCUUCCUCCACCAACCCGCCCCCCUGUUCCUCCGCAAGCAGUACGAGCGCAUCCACCCCUCCGCCGUCCGCCUCGCCCACGAAACCCACUACCGCUCCUCCCCCUCCCCCCUCAACGCCACCACGACAACCGCAGAAGACCGCGACGCCCUCUUCGCCCUCUUCCUCAUGCCCUGCCACUCCACCCCCUGGCGCUCCCACCUCGUCUACCCAGGCCUCUCCGCCUACGCCCUCACCUGCGAGCCCCCGCUGCACACCCAGCCAGGCACCCCCGAGCGCGACCUCUACCGCGACGAGGCGGAUCGCUUCUACGACGCGCCCGUGCCCUUUCUGCGGGGCGAGCUCUUCGCGCCGGGAUCCCCCGCCGCCGUGCCCGUCCCGCGGUACAUUGUCGGCUUCGAGGGCGUCGAGCCCUGGCUGCGCGAGUUCCUGGAGACGACGCCCGAGGGGCAGGGACUGGGCGUCAAGGAGCUGAGGCGCGUGUGGGCGGGCUUCAACGGCUUCUUCAACGAGGAUUGGAGGAGGGCUGGGUAUAUGAUGGUUUGGGACACGGGGGUGUAUGCGGAGGAGUCUGGUUGA